Messenger RNA from Aplosporella prunicola CBS 121167, 2027 nucleotides. RefSeq lists its product as uncharacterized. The coding region runs from base 33 to 1940 and encodes 635 amino acids. The record is from RefSeq and is a predicted model, not a curated record. Lineage: Eukaryota; Fungi; Ascomycota; Dothideomycetes; Botryosphaeriales; Aplosporellaceae. Gene Ontology annotation, molecular function: peptidyl-prolyl cis-trans isomerase activity; protein binding. Gene Ontology annotation, biological process: protein peptidyl-prolyl isomerization. The transcript has 3 exons.
AACCCCACUCCCGAAUCUCCACAGGAAGCAUCAUGAGUGCCGCCGGUCCAGGGUCGCCUCGCGCAAGGAAACGGUCGUACUCCGAAACGAAGGAGGAAGAGCGCAACGGCAAUGCGCCAGCAGCUCAAGAUGAAGAUACCUCUUCCGAUGAUGAUGACGACUUCGGACCAGCCCUUCCUUCCGCCGUACCCAGGAAGAAGCGCAGAAAGCUGCCUUACGAGAAGCUCUACAUUGCCGCGCUCCCCAAAGGCACCCGGUACACCAAGUCAUUGAUGCACAGGGAGCAGCUGUGCUUCAACACCUUCACGCCGUUGACCGAUUUCCUGAUUACAACUUCCGUGGACGGAGUCGUUAAGUUUUGGAAGAAGACCAGCGGAGGAAUCGAGUUUGUGAAGGAGUUCCGCGCGCACAAUGGAGAGGUCAAGAGUGUCAGUGUGAGUGCGGAUGGCAGGAGUUUCGCGACGGCUGGAGCAGACAAUAGCGUCAAGAUAUUUGACGUCAUCACGUUCGACUUGCUGGCAAUGUUGUCGUUGGAGGCUACCCCCAAGUGCGUCUGCUGGGUCCACAGCCGGGGCGCCUCUUUGCCUCUGCUGGCUGUGUCGCUGGAAACCGAAAAGUCGAUCCGGAUAUACGAUGGCAGAGGAGAGAACCAACAACCGAUACAUACAAUCAACGGCCUUCACCGCAGCCCGGUUUCCCUAAUGUCCUUCAACAACGAGUACGACUGCGUCGUGUCGUGCGACGAGGGUGGUAUGCUGGAAUACUGGAAACCAAGCGGCAGCUAUGACAAGCCUGACAAUGUUUGGGGUAUGAAGAGCUCUACCAAUCUCUUCGAGUUCAAGAAGGCCAAAUCCGUGCCCAGCUCCAUCACCAUGUCGCCCACGGGACACCAGUUCGCGACUUUCUCGUUUCCGGACCGGAAAGUGCGUGUUUUCGAUUUCGCCACCGGCAAGCUCUACCGCACUUACGACGAGUCAAUCGCGACCAUCACCGACAUGCAGCAGGCUGGCACCGCGCUGCAGAGGUUUGAAGACGUCGAGUUCGGCCGGAGAUUGGCUGUAGAGCGGGAACUCGAGAAUCCAGCAAUACGCAACCGGAUCAAUGUCAUUUUCGACGAGACCGGCAACUUCAUAAUCUAUGGCUCCAUUAUGGGCAGCAAAGUCAUCAACACCUUGACCAACCGGGUUGUCAAGCUCUACGGCAAGGAAGAGCCUUUCAGGGCGCUCAACAUGACACUGUACCAAGGGCAGCCCGAGAAGAAGGGCGUCGUGACUGUAGAGAUGGCUGCGAGUGAAAACCCGUUGCUUCAGGAGGCGGAGCAACGAGAUGCCAUGCUUGUAGCGACGGGAUCGGGUAAAGUGAGGUUUUACAUGUUCACAAACGAACAAGAAUACAACAAGACGGAGCGUGACGUGCAGAAUGAGAAGCCGCGCAACGUCGAUAAGCGUAAGCAGGCCGAAGCCAAGCAGGCAGAAAUGGGCACGUCCGCAAUUAUCCAUACAACUUACGGCGACAUCCAUAUCCGCCUGUUCCCUGAGGCGGCGCCGAAGGCUGUUGAGAACUUUGUCACACACUCGAAGAACGGCUACUACAAUGGCAUCAUCUUCCAUCGUGUAAUACGCAAGUUCAUGAUCCAGACCGGCGAUCCUUUGGGCGAUGGAACGGGUGGCGAGAGCAUCUGGGGUAGGGAGUUUGAGGACGAGUUUUCGACGCUCAAGCACGACAAGCCUUACACAGUCAGCAUGGCGAAUGCGGGACCUGGAACCAAUGGAUCGCAGUUUUUUAUUACGACUGCGAAAACGGAGUGGCUGGACAACAAGCACACGAUAUUCGGGCGUGCGGUGCAAGGUCUAGAUGUCAUCCACGGCAUCGAGAACGCGCGCGUGUACAAGGAGAAGCCGGUAGAAGACAUCAAGAUCGUCAGCAUCACAAUCAGCUAGGCAGCUAGCCAGCUGUUCAGAUAAGCGAAUUGGAAGGGCUGAAACAGGGGCCCGAAAACCCCACGGAACAGAAAGGCAGAGUUUGAU